This is a messenger RNA of Symphalangus syndactylus (siamang), 9362 nucleotides long. It is a transcript of the gene FNDC3B, whose product is annotated as fibronectin type III domain containing 3B. NCBI's taxonomy places the organism in Eukaryota, Metazoa, Chordata, Mammalia, Primates, Hylobatidae. The record is from RefSeq and is a predicted model, not a curated record. Gene Ontology annotation, molecular function: protein binding.
UUGAGACGGAGUUUUGCUCUUGUUGCCCAGGCUGGAGUGCAAUAAUGUGAUCUCGGCUCACUGCAACCUCCGCCACCUGGGUUUAAGUGAUUUUCCUGCCCAGCCUCCUGAGUAGCUGGGAUUACAGGCAUGCAUCACCACGCCCCAUUAGUUUUGUAUUUUUAGCAGAGAGGAAGUUUCUCCAUGUUGGUCAGGCUGAUCUUGAACUCUCGUCCUCAGGUGAUUUGCCUGCCUCUGCCUCCCAAAGUGCUGGGAUUACAGGCGUGAGCCACCGUGCCCGGCCAAAAUAGUUUUUUAAAAACGUUAAUAAAAUAUAUAAAAAAAAAGCAUGGCACUGUCAUCCCAUGAGUUAGAAAUCAAGAUCUAGGAUUAAAUUGGUUAAUUUAUUCUUAGUUAAUAGUCAAGACAGUUCUUAUUCUGUGAGUCAAGCACUCACCUGUUGAGUGACAUAGUUCUUGAAUCAUAUGCCCAAGGAAAAGGACAUGUCUAACAUCUCAGAAUUUUAAAACUGUGUGUAUUAACAGUGGUUUGUAUCAUUUUGCACAUCAGAAUUACCUGGGAACUUUAAAAAAAAGUUUAAAAGUUGAUAUGUAGGCUAGUUGUAGGGAAUUGUGACAUUGAGCCCAGGGGAAUUGUCAGAUUGUAGGGGAUGGGGACUGGGCAUGAGUGGUUUUUAAAAGCUCCCAGGCCAUUUGAAUAUGCAGUGAGGUUGAGAAGCUCUGGUUAAUGUAACCCUCAGGACAGCUCAAGAAAUUCUUGCGCUGUGCUUUCCCACGUACAUUUCAGUGCACAGGCUGUGUACCUGUGGCUGUUUAUCAGGUUCAUCUUCUUUAGCAAGUUUGGCAGUUUUGUAAAGUGUCUAAAGAUCUUUUAUCUUGUAUUCUUAUAUAAAGUAAAAUCUAUGUGGUAGUUGGCUUUACUGAACCUAUUAAAAUUGUUUUUUGGCUUUGGUUAUAAGCUUCUAAGUAAUAAACAAGAAUCAUCAGACAGAAAUAUGAGUUACUGCUUUCAGCAGAGUACAGAUUUACUUUAUACUUACUUAGAUGUAAACACAAUAGUUCACGUAUGUUUAACGAAAUUCUAAGUUCGCCUAUGUUUAAUGAAAUUCAAAGUUGAUUGGAACAGGUAUGAUUUAAAAAGUUAGAUGAGAAGGCUGGGUGCAGUGUCUCACGCCUGUAAUCAGCACCGUGGGAGACCGAGGCUGGCGAAUCAUUUGAGGUCAGGAGUUUGAGACCAGCCUGGCCAACAUAGCAAAACCCUGUCUCUACUGAAAAUACAAAGAUUAGCCAGGCAUGGUGGUGCAUGCCUGUAAUCCCAGCUACUUCGGAGGCUUGUGGCAGGAGAAUUGCCUGAACCCAGGAGAUAGAGGUUGCAGUGAGCAGACAUUGCACCACUGUACUCCAGCCUGGCCGACAGAGUGAGACCCUGUCUCCAAAAAAAAAAAAAAAAAAAGUGAGGUGAGAAAAUAACCAUCUUACAACUUGCCACUUUUCAGAAGCUGAUAAGCUGCUGUGAGCCCUGUUUUCGCAUGUGUUUAUGAAAGAAUUGGACUGGGACUUUUGCUUCCCUGUUUGUUUCCUUCCUAAUAUAGCUCGAACUAUGUAGGUCCCCAGAAAUCAUUUUGGUGCUUGACUUGGGUGGGUGGUCCCUACAGUAUAUGAAUUCAGUAUAUAACAUCUAUGUCAGACCCUAAAGAUUAUCAACAGGUAGAAUCUUGGUUCUCAAAAUGUAGCAUAAACUAGAAUCACCUGGAGGGCCUGUUAAAACACAGUUGCUGGUUCUACCCCCAGGGUUUCUGAUUCAGGUCUGGGGUGGGUAGGGCCAGAGAAUUUGUAUUUCUGAGAAGUUCAGGGUGUUACUGAUGUUCUUGGUUCAGGAGUUCUGAGAAUCAUGGAGGUGGAGAUUGUCGGGGUUGGUGACAUUUGUAAGAGAAGGGUAUUUACAGAAGUUUGAAAAAGAAGACUCUCAGAAUUAAGUUUGGUCACACAAUGGACAAAAGGGAAAAAAGUUCCAUCUAGAUGCAGAAAAAUAAUAAAAAUUGACUUAAAAAUUAUUAUUUGUAAGCUCAAAGAUAGAAUUUUUCCUCCCUUUUCUACAGUUUUAAUGAAUUGAGGUUUGAACCCGGGACUCUAAUUUUCAAAGGAUUUGUUUGUAGUCUUUCAGUUUACAUCUCCUAAUUCAGUUGCUAAUUUUAUUAGGUUCCUAAUUUUAUUAGGAACUUGUUUUUCUUCACUGUGCCUCAGUUUCCCCAUAAUAAGAAUAAAUAUGAUUGCCAGAGAUAUUGUCAGGAUAUUUUAAAGUCUAAUGAAUAAUAUUAUGUAGUAUUUGAAGAUUACGAAGUUAGGAAACUUAUAAAAAAAUAUGAAAAAUAUUCUAAACAUUUAAACAUUUUUCCCAGUCAACUGGGCCACAGUAAAAGAAGAAGCCAAUGUGGAGGGUAAACAAAAUAGUGGGCCAAUAUGGAAGCUGGCUUCAUUUUGUAAAGUAUUAUACAGAAAUGGGAAAGUUUUAAAGCAUGAAACUGGUGAGAAAGGAAGUGACUCAAUUCAAAACAGGUAGGACUCCACACCAGUAAUGAUCUGUAACUAAGGAACAUUGCCUACAGAAGAGAGAAGCCAUGAGAGACAGUUGAGUGUGGUUUGGAAAAAAAUCUCUACAUAUGAAGUCAAGAAAGCACAAUGAAGCCUUCUGGUUAAUGAAUUUAGACCUGCUGAAGUUCCCAUGAUGUCACCCAAUGGAUCCAUUCCUCCCAUUCAUGUGCCUCCAGGUUAUAUCUCACAGGUGAUUGAAGAUAGCACUGGAGUCCGCCGGGUAGUGGUCACACCCCAGUCUCCUGAGUGUUAUCCCCCAAGCUACCCCUCAGCCAUGUCUCCAACCCAUCAUCUCCCUCCCUAUCUGACUCACCAUCCACAUUUUAUUCAUAACUCACACACGGCUUACUACCCACCUGUUACUGGACCUGGAGAUAUGCCGCCACAGUUUUUUCCCCAGCAUCAUCUUCCCCACACAAUAUAUGGUGAGCAAGAAAUUAUACCAUUUUAUGGAAUGUCAAGCUACAUCACCCGAGAAGACCAGUACAGCAAGCCUCCGCACAAAAAACUGAAAGACCGCCAGAUCGAUCGCCAGAACCGCCUCAACAGCCCUCCUUCUUCUAUCUACAAAAGCAGCUGCACAACAGUAUACAAUGGCUACGGGAAGGGCCACAGUGGUGGAAGCGGCGGAGGCGGCAGUGGUGGUGGUCCCGGAAUUAAGAAAACAGAGCGACGAGCAAGAAGCAGCCCAAAGUCGAAUGAUUCAGACUUGCAAGAAUAUGAGUUGGAAGUAAAGAGGGUGCAAGACAUUCUUUCGGGAAUAGAGAAACCACAGGUUUCUAAUAUUCAGGCAAGAGCAGUUGUGUUGUCCUGGGCUCCCCCUGUUGGACUUUCCUGUGGACCCCACAGUGGUCUUUCCUUCCCCUACAGUUACGAGGUUGCCUUAUCAGACAAAGGACGAGAUGGAAAAUACAAGAUAAUUUACAGUGGAGAAGAAUUAGAAUGUAACCUGAAAGAUCUUAGACCAGCAACAGAUUAUCAUGUGAGGGUGUAUGCCAUGUACAAUUCCGUAAAGGGAUCCUGCUCCGAGCCUGUUAGCUUCACUACCCACAGCUGUGCACCCGAGUGUCCUUUCCCCCCUAAGCUGGCACAUAGGAGCAAAAGUUCACUAACCCUGCAGUGGAAGGCACCAAUUGACAAUGGUUCAAAAAUCACCAACUACCUGUUAGAGUGGGAUGAGGGAAAAAGAAAUAGUGGUUUCAGACAGUGCUUCUUCGGGAGCCAGAAGCACUGCAAGUUGACAAAGCUUUGUCCGGCAAUGGGGUACACAUUCAGGCUGGCCGCUCGAAACGACAUUGGCACCAGUGGUUACAGCCAAGAGGUGGUGUGCUACACAUUAGGAAAUAUCCCUCAGAUGCCUUCUGCACCAAGGCUGGUUCGAGCUGGCAUCACAUGGGUCACGUUGCAGUGGAGUAAGCCAGAAGGCUGUUCACCCGAGGAAGUGAUCACCUACACCUUGGAAAUUCAGGAGGAUGAAAAUGAUAACCUUUUCCACCCAAAAUACACUGGAGAGGAUUUAACCUGUACUGUGAAAAAUCUCAAAAGAAGCACACAGUAUAAAUUCAGGCUGACUGCUUCUAAUACGGAAGGAAAAAGCUGUCCAAGCGAAGUUCUUGUUUGUACGACGAGUCCUGACAGGCCUGGACCUCCUACCAGACCACUUGUCAAAGGCCCAGUUACAUCUCAUGGCUUUAGUGUCAAAUGGGAUCCCCCUAAGGACAAUGGUGGUUCAGAAAUCCUCAAGUACUUGCUAGAGAUUACUGAUGGAAAUUCUGAAGCGAAUCAGUGGGAAGUGGCCUACAGUGGGUCGGCUACCGAAUACACCUUCACCCACUUGAAACCAGGCACUUUGUACAAACUCCGAGCAUGCUGCAUCAGUACCGGCGGACACAGCCAGUGUUCUGAAAGUCUCCCUGUUCGCACACUAAGCAUUGCACCAGGUCAAUGUCGACCACCGAGGGUUUUGGGUAGACCAAAGCACAAAGAAGUCCACUUAGAGUGGGAUGUUCCUGCAUCAGAAAGUGGCUGUGAGGUCUCAGAGUACAGCGUGGAGAUGACAGAGCCCGAAGACGUAGCCUCGGAAGUGUACCAUGGCCCAGAGCUGGAGUGCACCGUCGGCAACCUGCUUCCUGGAACCGUGUAUCGCUUCCGGGUGAGGGCUCUGAAUGAUGGAGGGUAUGGUCCCUAUUCUGAUGUCUCAGAAAUUACCACUGCUGCGGGGCCUCCUGGACAAUGCAAAGCACCUUGUAUUUCUUGUACGCCUGAUGGAUGUAUCUUAGUGAGUUGGGAGAGUCCUGAUAGUUCUGGUGCUGACAUCUCAGAGUACAGGUUGGAAUGGGGAGAAGAUGAAGAAUCCUUAGAACUCAUUUAUCAUGGGACAGACACCCGUUUUGAAAUAAGAGACCUGUUGCCUGCUGCACAGUAUUGCUGUAGACUACAGGCCCUCAAUCAAGCAGGGGCAGGGCCGUACAGUGAACUUGUCCUUUGCCAGACGCCAGCGUCUGCUCCUGACCCCGUCUCCACUCUCUGUGUCCUGGAGGAGGAGCCCCUUGAUGCCUACCCUGAUUCACCUUCUGCGUGCCUUGUACUGAACUGGGAAGAGCCGUGCAAUAACGGAUCUGAAAUCCUCGCUUACAACAUUGAUCUAGGAGACACUAGCAUUACUGUGGGCAACACCACCAUGCAUGUUAUGAAAGAUCUCCUUCCAGAAACCACCUACCGGAUCAGAAUUCAGGCUAUAAAUGAAAUUGGAGCUGGACCAUUUAGUCAGUUCAUUAAAGCAAAAACUCGGCCAUUACCACCCUUGCCUCCUAGGCUAGAAUGUGCUGCUGCUGGUCCUCAGAGCCUGAAGCUAAAAUGGGGAGACAGUAACUCCAAGACACAUGCUGCUGAUGACAUGGUGUACACACUACAGCUGGAGGACCGAAACAAGAGGUUUAUUUCAAUCUACAGAGGACCCAGCCACACCUACAAGGUCCAGAGACUGACGGAAUUCACAUGCUACUCCUUCAGAAUCCAGGCAGCAAGUGAGGCUGGAGAAGGGCCCUUCUCAGAAACCUAUACCUUCAGCACAACCAAAAGUGUCCCCCCCACCAUCAAAGCACCUCGAGUAACACAGUUAGAAGGAAAUUCAUGUGAAAUUUUAUGGGAGACAGUACCACCAAUGAAAGGCGACCCUGUUAACUACAUUCUGCAGGUAUUGGUUGGAAGAGAAUCUGAGUACAAACAGGUGUACAAGGGAGAAGAAGCCACAUUCCAAAUCUCAGGCCUCCAGACCAACACAGACUACCGGUUCCGCGUAUGUGCGUGUCGUCGCUGUUUAGACACCUCUCAGGAGCUAAGCGGAGCCUUCAGCCCCUCUGCGGCUUUUGUAUUACAACAAAGUGAGGUCAUGCUUACAGGGGACAUGGGGAGCUUAGAUGAUCCCAAAAUGAAGAGCAUGAUGCCUACUGAUGAACAGUUUGCAGCCAUCAUUGUGCUUGGCUUUGCAACUUUGUCCAUUUUAUUUGCCUUUAUAUUACAGUACUUCUUAAUGAAGUAAACCCAACAAAACUAGAGGUAUGAAUUAAUGCUACACAUUUUAAUACACACAUUUAUUCAGAUACUCCCCUUUUUAAAGCCCUUUUGUUUUUUGAUUUAUAUACUCUGUUUUACAGAUUUAGCUAGAAAAAAAAAUGUCAGUGUUUUGGUGCACCUUUUUGAAAUGCAAAACUAGGAAGAGGUUAAACUGGAUUUUUUUUAAAAAAAAAAAAAGAAAAAAAAAAAAGAAGAAAAGCAUACCAGAUACCAAAAGCUAGCUUUCUUAUGUUUUCCUUUAAAUUUUCAGAUUUACCUUCAUUCUGUUUUCACUGAUGUCUUUUGCAAGCCUUUGAUUUUUUUUUGUUACAGUUUAGUAAUUUAUAUUCACAAGUCACUUCUUAUGUCUUGAACAUCUGUAUCUGUAAACAUGAAUCACCGUGUGUGUACUUACAGGGCUAGGAUUUCAGUGUUGUCAGAGUAUUACCACACAGCAACAGCAACAUACAGAAGAUAUGUUCACUCAGAUAAGACUGCCCUAAACAACCAUUUUGUCACUCAGUUAUUUAACUGUGUUUGGCUCAUUUAAAUCAAAAUGUGUACUUUAAUCUAAAAUGUUUUAAUCAUCUGUAUUUCUUAUAAUUUUAACACUAUGAGCUGCCUGUAUAAGAAAUCAAGUAACCAGAAUGCACCUAUAAAUUAUGGAGCAUUGUAGAUUUUACCACAUCAAUUCAUAGCAGUAACUUUAAGAGGGCAUUGUGCAAUAGUUAGUUGUUUUCUUGUUCACCUAUUUUAAAGGCUGCUUUAACUUGUUUGUUUGUCUUUGUAUAUAACUACUUCUAAUCUAAUCACUAGAGUUAUUAUAUUCUGUUAUGUUUGACCAGAAUUAUAUGACAAGAACUGGUGACAGUUUAGUGCCUCUGCCCAUUGUCCAUGAUUUACACUAAUUGUGAGCAGUCUUCUUAUGUGUCAGCUCAUUAUUUUUGAAACAUUUGCCUUUAGGCUGUUCUUUGAGGUAUCAAUGAAGUGAUUGAAUUUCAAUACCUUAAUUCAGUGCACAUAAUACUAAUGUAACAGCAGAUGAAAAUUGAUAAAACCCAAAAGAGAGUCAUCUAAAUUUGUAGUUUCUAUUUCUGUGGGUUUGCCUGGCCGUGGUUGGAGAGGGAAUGGUGUUUGAUGGUAAACACAGGGUGUUUGGGGAUCAAGGAGCCUAGAUUCUCUCCCUGGAUCUGUCACUAACUUGCUGUGUGACCUGAACACGUCACUUUACCUCUCUGUGCCUCAGUUUUCCCAUGCAUGAAAAAUAAAAUAAAAUAAAAUGGGGAUUCUAAUGUUUGUAAGUGCUUUGAGAUCUUUGACCAACAGGUGCUAUUGGAGUGCAAAGUGUUACUCUUACAUGUUUAUUUUGAGUCAUGAGAUAAUCAAUUUUAACCCAAAGUCAUUGGAUUAUUUAUAUGAAGUCCAUAAUGUUCAAGUACCUCAGGGACAUUUAAGAGUUGGAGGUGCAAAUAUAUUCCAAAAGGGUGCAACAGACACAGUGUAUCCCCCUGCUUCUGUUUUUGUAUAUUUUUGCUACUUGGUUUUUCUUGAUCAUAGCUAUUUUGUGCUUGAUCUUUAUUGUCUAAGAUGCAGUAUCCUGUACUAGCUUAUAAUAUUCCCAUACCAAAGUCAUGGGGAAACCAACAUUAUUUUGUUUUGGGUUUAUUUAUACUAUAUUCUGCAUACAGUACUUUAAAUGCCAAUUACAGUGCAAUCUUUAUUUAUUGUAAAAUUUUUUAAAUGUACUUAUGUACUAAUUUUCCUUUGUAGCAUGUUAUAUUUUUGUGUUUUAUACUUUUGUAAUUUUAGGUCAGCCUUGUUCCUUGGCAACAUCUGUAGUAUUAUUAAUCUUCUGAUAUUUUCUUAUGUUUUUAAAAAGAUAAGAGCAUCUAGUGCAUUAAAUGCCAAAAAAAAAAAAAUCCAUUAUCAGUGAUUGAAACGUUUACAUGUACCCAAAAACCAUAAUCAUCUCUUGGAAGAAAAUGCUGAGAUCAAUGAAUUAUUCUGUGUGCCUAUAUUGAUGUAGUGAGUACUAGAGAGUUCUGUAUUUUAUUGACUAUAAUAAUUAGUUUAAUUAGCUUUGCAAACUGAUGGCAUCAAGGUAAAUAUAUUUUUGCCAAAGUUCUGGCCUUCCAAAACUCACCCCCCUAUUUAAAUGUGUGCUAUGACCCACUAUGACACAGCAUCUGCAUUUUCUAAAAAAUUCCAUGCAGGUGUUUUGGGGAGAGGUAUUUUUUAAGCAAUGAAAAUUCAACUGAGUACAAAGCCCCCUCUGGGGGGGUUGGGGAAGUCUCUUUUUUGAAACACUUCAGAACUGCUGCUAUAAAGAAAUUCUCUGAAUUGGUUGAAUUUUUUUUUUCAGUAAAUAGUACUUUAGGCCAAAAUUUAUAUGAAUAUUUGAUCUUCUUGAGAUUUUCAUACUAUCAUUUAACCACCAGGAAGCUGAAGUGUGUGAAAUACAAAGCUGACAGCACUUUAUUUUAUUGCUCACCAUUAUUUGGUAUUCAUUAUAUUCCUUCAGUCAGAAAAUUAUUACUCUCUAUGGCACUGUUUUCUAUCACAAAUAUGUAUAUGUGAUAUUGAUAUAUAACUAUAUAUAUUGCCAUUACACACGAACAAUAAAAUAAAGUGUUCUAUUAACCUGAUCUCUUUGCCCUUUUGCUAUGUGAGGAGUGAAUGAGUGGCCUUCUGAUGCUCUGACUCUUCUCUGUAUGUCAAACUCAUCCCUGGCACAAGAAAUUCCAGUCGUGUGAAGCAAACUGCCCUUUGUCCUCAAAGAAAUUGUUGAAAAAGAAAACUUUUUAAAGAGAUGUUUUGCAUAUUCUCUGCCUUGUUCUUAUCAACUUGAAAUGUUGGCAUUUUUCUAACCUUGUUUUGUUGGCUACAAUAAUUCAGUAUUCCUGUCAAAAUUGAGAAGUGCCCUAACUGAAUGUGUUUGAAUGUUAUCCUUGCACAAUUCUUUAAAUUGAAAGAUAAAAUGUUUUACCUCACUGUUGGACAUACAUUCCAAGCUUUUCAACUCUAGGAGGAAAAGAAAAUCAUGUUUUCCUGUAUUGUAAAUUUUAGACUAUUUCGUAUGCAUUGUAUUAAAACUGCCAUAUCAAUUUUAAUGUAUAGAUUUUGCAAAUACUAUGCUAUAUGUAAUACCUAACUGUAUCUGUAGUGUAUAUGUAAUAUAUUUAUGCCCAAUAAAUGUUUUAAUUCUUUCUGACUUAA